AUGCCAGGGACUCUCCCCAGGUUCCCCACCAUGCCAGCUUUGCUCAGCUCUCUGCCCCGGGGCAUUGACACACCCAGUCUACCCCGAGGCAUCACCAUGCCCAGUCUGCCCAGUUUACCCAGCAUGCCCCGAGGCGUGACCGUACCCAGCCUGCCCAGGGGGAUGUUGCUGCCGGGGGCUGUCGCCAUGUCAACCGUGUCCCAGGCUCCCCGGAGGCUGCUGCAGGACUGCUGCUCUGUGCUGGACCAUCAGACACCCGGAGGGCUGUGCGGUUGCUGCUGGGCAUUGCGUCCUCGCUACAAGCGACUGGUUGAUAAUAUUUUCCCAGAAGACCCGGAGGACGGGCUGGUGAAAGCCAACAUGGAGAAGCUGACGUUCUUUGCUCUGUCUGCACCGGAGAAACUUGACCGCAUCGCCGCCUACCUGUCGGAGCGACUGACCCGAGAGCUGAACCGCCACCGCUACGGGUAUGUGUGUAUAGCUAUGGAGGCGAUGGAGCAGCUGCUGCUGGCGUGUCACUGUCAGAGCAUCAACCUGCUGGUGGAGAGUUUCCUCAGCACGCUACGUCUGCUGCUGGAGGCCGACAGGCCACACCUCCAUAUCCUCGCCACCUCCUCUUUUGUGAAGUUCGCCAACAUCGAGGAGGACACGCCGUCAUAUCACCGCAGCUACGACUUCUUUGUGUCUCGCUUCAGUGAGAUGUGUCACUCAGAACACGAAGACGCCGACAUCCAGAACAAAAUCCGUGUGUCGGGGAUCCGUGGUCUGCAGGGCGUGGUCAGGAAGACGGUGGACGACGAGCUGCAGGUGAACAUUUGGGAGCCUCGUCACAUGGAGCAGAUCGUCCCUGCUCUGCUGGUCAACCUGCAGCGCCGCGCACACACCAACAGUGAGUCUCCAGUGGAGCAGACUGAGGUGUGUUUCAGGGAGCUGUUGAGUCGAGCUGCUUAUGGACACAUUAACAACGCUAUCAGACCUGUGCUGAUGCACCUUGACAGUCACAGUCUUUGGGAAGGAAAAAGUUUUGCUGUUCAGUGUUUUCAGAUCAUCAUGUUCUCCAUCCAGUCCCAGCACUCCCACCUGGUGAUCCAACAGCUGCUGGGUCACCUGGACGCUAACAGCAGGAGUCCGGCGUCAGUCCGAGCUGGGAUCGUGGAGGUCCUGUCUGAAGCUGCGGUUAUAGAAGCUUCUGGAUCUGUAGGUCCCACUGUGCUGGAGGUGUUCAACACGUUACUGCGACAGCUCAGGCAGAGCGUUGACUACCAGCUGACUGGUUACUAUGACAACGCCGGAAAACACAAAACCACCUCGACUGAAGAGAAGACGCUGCAGGACGCCGUCAUAAAAACUAUUGGAUCCUUCGCCAACACGCUGCCCGUCUACCAGAGGUCAGAGGUCAUGCUGUUCAUCAUGGGAAAGAUCCCCGUUCCUGGAAUCUACCCCGCCCUGGGGUCACCCAACGCCGGGUUUGAAGGCAGCAGAAUGAUCCAGGUGAUGUUGCUCAAGUCUCUGCUCCAGGUGUCAGAGCGGUAUGAAAGCAGUAACCUGUUGAUGGCGCUGCCCUCUUCCUUCCUGGAGCCCCUGCUGUCCUUCACUCUGAUGGAGGACCCAGAGAUCCGUCUGCUGGUCCUUUCCAUCCUCACCUCACUCAUUGACAGACGCCACAAUGCCACCAGACUCAGCGCUGCCAGCGUGACGUUUGAUGUCUCAGCGUUGGAGCUGAAGGAGGACAGGUGCUCCCGACAGGACAACUUGUUCAUCAGGAAGCAUGCGCAGCGUCUCUACCGUCACGUCUACCUCACCUGUAAGGAGGAGAGCAGUGGGCGGGACCACUACCAGGCCCUUGGCACCUUGCUGGCUGUAGUCAGUCUGGAACUGGCCAAUGAAGAGGUGGUGGUAGACCUGAUCCGCCUGGUCCUUGCUCUGCAGGAGCUGGCAUUGUCCAAUCAGGAGUGUCUGUCAGUGUUCAACCGCUGUGGAGUUCAUGCCAUCUGCGCCGCCUUCCUCCACCUGUUGUCCCAGCUCGGUCCUCCUCCACCUCUCCACCAUCAUGUCACGCAGGUGAUCGAAAGUCGCCAGGGUGGCGCAUCACACCUGCUGCCUGAAGACGUUUUUUGUGACAAGCCCAGACUGCCAGAAGGUGAGCUGAAGGUAGACGAAACCUUUCUGUUCAUCCAGUCGAAGAUCUGUGAAGCUCUGACAGGAAGCAGCUACAGCACAUACAUCGAACGCCUCAACACACCCUACACACCUCAGAUAACAGAUGAGGACCGUCUGUCCAAGAGGAAGAGUAUUGGGGACGUCAUCUCUCUGCAGAUAGACAUGGACCCUCAGUACUGUCCUGAUACAGAGCAGAAACCUCAGGUGGAGCAGAUCACCUUCGAGACGCUGAAGAACGCCAUUGAGGACAGAGGGAGUGUGGAGGAGGAGGAGAGGCGGAGGAGGAUGCAGGUGGUGGAGAGGUUUCAGACGGCUCCGUUUGAGGAAAUUGCAGCUCAUUGUGGAGCCAGGACGUUGCUUCAGGCUAAACUGGACCAGGUCUUCGACUUGAUCAUCCGUCCUCCUCCGUCUCCGUCUGGACACUCACCGCCUCGCUCAACCCCUCUCUACGAGAUGAAGUUUCCUGACCUCUGUGUCUAUUAG
Molecule: messenger RNA, 2643 nt
Organism: Epinephelus lanceolatus (giant grouper)
Lineage: Eukaryota; Metazoa; Chordata; Actinopteri; Perciformes; Serranidae
Product: protein EFR3 homolog B-like
Biological process (GO): protein localization to plasma membrane
Cellular component (GO): plasma membrane
Source: RefSeq, a predicted model, not a curated record